Medicago truncatula (barrel medic) is the source of this 1466-nucleotide messenger RNA. RefSeq names its product plant UBX domain-containing protein 4. Gene Ontology annotation, cellular component: nucleus; cytosol. Lineage: Eukaryota; Viridiplantae; Streptophyta; Magnoliopsida; Fabales; Fabaceae. Gene Ontology annotation, biological process: membrane fusion; proteasome-mediated ubiquitin-dependent protein catabolic process; Golgi organization. Gene Ontology annotation, molecular function: ubiquitin binding. The record is from RefSeq and is a predicted model, not a curated record. The transcript is spliced from 4 exons. Bases 32 to 1300 code for a protein of 422 amino acids.
CACUAUAAAGUGCGAAGAAAGAAACAACACAAUGAAAUCAAAAUCAAAAUCUGGGAAGAGAAAACGUGAAGAAACAGAAAGAAUGGAAAGCGAAAAUCCGAAACCCUCAUCAAGCGAUUCCACCGCACUAAUCAACUCAUUCAUCGAAAUCACUUCUUCAACCAAACAAGAAGCGCUUUUCUUUCUCGAAAGUCACAAUUUCGAUCUCGACGCUGCCGUUUCAUCUUUCUUAGACAACGACACCACUCUCCCUCUAAAUGACACUGCUACUCUUCCUCAAAACGAUACCGUUUCACCUUCCGAUUCUCUUUCACCUGAUUUUCAUCCUGAUGAUUCUCCUCCUUCGCAAUCGCCGUCACAGUCUCCAUCGCGUGCUCCGUAUGAGCUUCGAUCUCGAAGGUCGAUUGGUAAGAAAAGCGGUUCUGGUAGUCGCCAAAGUGGGAUUCGGACUUUGCGUGAUGUGAAACGCGAUCAAGAUUCUGAUUCUGAGUCUGAUGAACCUCAGGAGUAUUAUGCUGGUGGUCAGAAGAGCGGUAUGCUUGUCCAAGAUCCUACCAGGGGUGGUAAUUCUGUGGAUGAUAUUUUUGAUCAGGCUAAACAGGUAGCUGUUGAGCCUCCUGCUGAAAACUCUUCAAGGUCUAGGAGUUUUACUGGAACCGCCAGAUUGCUUUCUGGCGAGGCAGUGCCAUCUGCUCCUCAGCCUGUAGAAUCAGUUACACAUGUAGUCACCUUUUGGAGGAAUGGGUUUUCUGUCAAUGACGGUCCUUUACGGAGGUUGGAAGAUCCGCAAAAUGCAGAAUUCCUUGAGAGCAUAAAGAAGUCUGAAUGUCCCAAAGAGCUUGAACCAACUGAUCGCCGAACUUCUGUCCGUCUCAGCCUUACUAGGCGGGAUGAAAACUACCCGGAACCUGUGAAGCCACGCAAUACUGCUUUCCGUGGGGUUGGAAGAACUUUAGGCGACAGCAGUUCAAAUGGUGAAGCUGCUAGUGGACCUAGUCAAACUACUGCUGAUGCUUCCCCACUUACUGCUCCAGCGCCAGCAAUGGGUUUAGUCGUAGAUGACUCGAAGCCAGUGACUUCAAUCCAGCUAAGGUUAUCUGAUGGUACUCGGAUGGUUUCUCGCUUCAAUCACCACCAUGCAAUCAGGGAUAUUCGAGCAUUCAUUGAUGCAUCAAGACCUGGUGGGACAAGAAGUUACCAACUGCAGACAAUGGGUUUUCCUCCCAAACAACUUACUGAUUUGGACCAGACUAUAGAGCAAGCUGGUAUAGCCAAUUCAGUUGUUAUCCAAAAACAAUAGGUCCCCCCAUUUAGUUUUCCAUUCAAAUUGAAAUCACUAUGUUUAUGCCUAAACAUUGAGUGAUCUGCUUUUGUGAAUUUCACGAAAUACUCGUUGGUCUACUCCAUACAGAAUUGCUUUCAUGAAGAAAAAUUAUUUUUAUAUGGUGGUAUUUUUUUUGCGUAAA